CCUUUGUCGCCUUCUUGUUUUAAUAUACAACGGCAUUUGGCUGGUCGAGACCAAAAUGUCGUCGACUGCGACCAUGCCCGGCCAGCGCUCGGCCAUGAAGGCCGCUGGCGCCCAGAGCCGCCGUGCCGUGAAGGUGAUGGCCGUGUCCGCUCCGGAGAAGCCGUCGUCGUCCGCCCCGGCCGUCCCGGCAGGCCUGAACAAGUUCAGCAGCCGCAUCACGCAACCCAAGUACCAGGGCGCGUCUCAGGCCAUGCUGUUCGCUACCGGUCUGCGGGAGGAGGACAUGAUCAAGCCGCAGGUGGGCAUCUCCUCGGUGUGGUACGAGGGCAACCCUUGCAACAUGCACCUGAUGGACCUGGCGGCGGAGGUGAAGAAGGGCGUGGAGGCCAUGGGCAUGGUGGGCUUCCGCUUCAACACCAUUGGUGUCAGCGACGGCAUUUCCAUGGGCACCGACGGCAUGAGCUUCAGCCUGCAGAGCCGCGACCUGAUUGCCGACUCCAUUGAGACGGUCAUGAGCGCGCAGUGGUACGACGCCAACAUCUCGCUGCCCGGCUGCGACAAGAACAUGCCCGGCACGCUGAUGGCCAUGGCCCGCCUGAACCGCCCCUCGCUCAUGAUCUACGGCGGCACUAUCAAGCCCGGCCACAGCCGCAUGGACGGCUCCGUGCUGGACAUCGUGUCCGCCUUCCAGAGCUACGGCGCCUACUCGGCCGGCCUGAUCAACGAGGCCCAGCGUGUGGACAUUGUGCGCAACAGCUGCCCUGGCGCUGGCGCGUGCGGCGGCAUGUACACUGCCAACACCAUGGCCUCGGCCAUUGAGGCUCUGGGCAUGACCCUGCCCUACAGCUCGUCCAUCCCCGCUGAGGACCCGCUGAAGAAGGACGAGUGCCGCAUGGCCGGCCGCUACAUGCUGGAGCUGCUCAAGUCCGACCUGAAGCCUCUGGACAUCAUGACCUACAAGGCCUUUGAGAACGCCAUGGUGCUGGUCAUGGCCACCGGCGGCUCCACCAACGCCGUGCUGCACUUCAUCGCCAUGGCGCGCGCCUGCGGCGUGCCCCUGACCCUGGACGACUUCCAGCGCGUGUCUGACCGCACGCCCUUCAUCUGCGACCUCAAGCCCUCGGGCCGCUACGUCAUGGAGGACAUCCACAAGGUGGGCGGCACCCCCGCCGUGCUGAAGUACCUGGACUCCAAGGGCUACAUCAACCGCGACUGCAUGACCGUCACUGGCAAGACCAUGGGCGGCAACCUGGCGGAGGUGCCGGAGCUGCGUGCGGGCCAGGACGUGGUGCUGCCCGUGGAGAAGCCCAUCAAGCAGACUGGCCACAUCCAGAUCCUGUACGGCAACCUGGCCCCGGAGGGCAGCGUGGCCAAGAUCACUGGCAAGGAGGGCCUGCUGUUCGAGGGCGAGGCGCUGGUGUUUGACAACGAGGAGGACAUGAUCACCAUGGUGGGCGCCGAGCCCAACAAGUUCCGCGGCAAGGUGGUGGUGAUCCGCUACGAGGGCCCCAAGGGCGGCCCCGGCAUGCCCGAGAUGCUCACGCCCACCUCCGCCAUCAUGGGCGCCGGCCUGGGCAAGGAGUGCGCGCUCAUCACCGACGGACGCUUCAGCGGCGGCAGCCACGGCUUCGUGAUCGGCCACGUCACGCCCGAGGCGCAGGUCGGCGGCCCCAUCGCCCUGGUCAAGAACGGCGACAAGAUUGUGAUUGAUGUGGAGAAGCGCGUGAUGGACAUGAAGAUCUCCGACCAGGAGCUGGCCGCGCGCAAGGCUGCCUGGAAGGCGCCCCCGCUGAAGGCCACCAGCGGCACCCUGUACAAGUACAUCAAGAACGUGUCGUCGGCGUCCACUGGCUGCGUCACCGACUCGUAAACAGCGCAUCAUCAUAGAUGCGAGGUUAUCAGAAGGGACAGGCGGACCACGAUUAGCAUGGCAGCCUGUAUGGACUGUCGCGGGCUGAAACGCUGAGCAGGACGUGACACGCGGCGUGGGAGGCUGCGCAGGAGGAGGAGGCACGCGUGGCGCAUCGCGCUCGGAAGCUUUGUCCGUUUGCUGCGUCUGUUCUGUAGCAGAGCACCUUUGUUCCCCUGUGUGUAUGUGUGUUGUGUGUGAAACGGCUUAUAGCAGGCGAGGAUUAGAAGGCGCGUGUGAGCUGCGCUGCCGUUGCGAAGCCUCUGCCCUGCCGGAAUGGCUGGUGACUUGACGGUUAUUGACUGCUGGGGUGUUGCGUGCCGUGCGCCCCUGCAACUAACUAGCAGCAGACUGACCCAUGACCGAAUAACUAGAUGACCUUGAACCUCGGGAGCGAUCCCUUCUCUAAAGAUUCCUCUUGCAUAUAGAGAUCGGAUUAAUCUGAUGUGUAAGCGUCUAGCAAAUAUGGUGGACGUGGAUUGUUGGAUGCGUGCUGACGUGCGCUACAGGACCUAUAUGCGAGAGUCCUGGAUGCAGCUAGAUUCAAAGGCAGCACUGCUGUAAGGUACGCAUGUUGUGUUGGCCUGUUGGCCAGGACAAGGUACUGCAGUAAUGCUCAGCCCCUGGGCCCAGUUGUGUCGGUCGAAUGGUCGAUGACUCAAACCCGAAGAGAGGGGUUGCAGAGGGGAGGGUUACGGCCUGGUUACGGGCCGAUGUGUCGCCGAUCGAGGGAGGGCCAGAGCUGCGUUGAAAAGUAAGGGCGGAAGAGGGUGCAGGGCAGCAGGCCUACAGGGUAUGCCGGUAUGGGUGUGCGAUGGAACAGUGUUUAGGCAGGUUGGUGAAGUCCCGUAGGGUGCAGCUGAUUCCCAGACCCCAGCAGAUGGCAAACAAUUUGCAACGGCAGUGCAGGAGUGCGCGACAAGUUGCUGGCUGGCUGGAAGUUUGCUGACGCGCAUUCCGCACGCUCCGGGCGCCCAGCCAGGCGAUAAUACCGGGCGGGCAGCAGGCCAACAGGGUAUGCCGGUAUGGGCGCGGAUGGGCAGCAAAUGGCAAAGUUCUGACUCCCCACGAUUUCUUCGAACACAGAGCGCUUGCCCCGGCUCGAGAGGGG
This is a messenger RNA of Chlamydomonas reinhardtii, 3020 nucleotides long. RefSeq lists its product as uncharacterized. Gene Ontology annotation, biological process: branched-chain amino acid biosynthetic process. NCBI's taxonomy places the organism in Eukaryota, Viridiplantae, Chlorophyta, Chlorophyceae, Chlamydomonadales, Chlamydomonadaceae. The transcript has 15 exons. Bases 56 to 1870 code for a protein of 604 amino acids. The record is from RefSeq and is a predicted model, not a curated record. Gene Ontology annotation, molecular function: dihydroxy-acid dehydratase activity. Gene Ontology annotation, cellular component: chloroplast stroma.